Molecule: messenger RNA, 2778 nt
Organism: Aspergillus wentii DTO 134E9
Lineage: Eukaryota; Fungi; Ascomycota; Eurotiomycetes; Eurotiales; Aspergillaceae
Product: DnaJ domain protein
Exons: 3
Coding region: 1-2778 (925 amino acids)
Source: RefSeq, a predicted model, not a curated record
AUGGUCAAGUCGGACGUCCGGAGGGACUACUAUGCGGACCUGGGUCUUGCUCCCAGUGCAGAGUCGGAGGACAUCAAAAAGCAAUUCAGAAAACUAGCUCUCAAAUACCACCCUGAUAGGAACCCCGGAAAGGAGCUGGAAUUCAACGCCAAGUUUCAAGCUAUCCAGGCGGCCCAUGAGAUUCUCGGUGACCCCCAACAACGGUUGAAAUACGACACGGAUCGCUUGCGUGCUGGGUAUGGCAAGUUUUACGGACCCCCGAAAGCGAAUACCUCUCGAAAAGCCCCGGCAAACCCCUACACAUCUUCGCCCACUGCGAAAGCCCAAAGUCAGAAGCCAUUCCCCGGUCGUCCUACGUCGUUCCAAAAUGGCCCGUCGACCGGUGCGCAACGAUAUGCAAGCUAUGCGCGAGCAGCGCCCCAGCAAUCGUGGCAGAAGAAGCAGGAUGAGGGACAAACCAGGGCUGAUGCGUUUCGUGGAUUCCAGGAUAUGAAGGGUAAUGCGAAUAUGCCCGGCUGGGCUCAAUUCGACCCCCGGACUGGACGAUCAGGCCAUCCAGGUGCCGCUCCCCGUGCUAAUGCUACUCCCAAUGGACAAUCUGCGAGGCCCAAAUCGGCCUAUGAAUACUUUAAGACUUCCCCCAAAACAGCAGGUCCGGAUCCAUCUCGUUCGCAGUCGACGAAGAAGAAACAAGGAUUUGCACCACGGGGUGCAGGUGGUGAUGAGCCCAUGGCCACGAAUACUUCGGCAUAUAGCAAUACCCCUCGGGGUGAGCGUUUUCAGGCAUCGGACCCGUUCUUUGAAUCCGUUCCUUCACCGACCGCGAGGAAAUCAGCUGCAGCGUUUGGAACUCGACGUGCCCCGGAUCUGGAAAGGUCCAGCAGCAAGUACGCCACCUCUGGGGGUGAGAGGACCUUCUUCUCUAGUGCCGGGCUCGGGCGUUCUCCAAGUGCGCGCGCCUCCCCUGGGAGUCCCAAGUCUCGUUCGCGGACGAACCCAUCCAGCCCAUCAUCACCGCGGAGCAGUAGGCAUCGCAGCGCAAGUCCCCAUACCAAAGCAAACAGAGACCGGGCCUUUUCUUCCUCAACAAGCUCCAGUGAUACCGAGGAUGAUGGUUUGCAUCCAUACCGUAAACCAAAGGCAGUCCCUAAAAGCAGACUCCGGCCCAAUCAGAAGUUCGCCGACUUUCGUCCCCAGCAAGACUGGAACCCCGGAACUGGUGAGCAUCCUUCCUCUACCCGUUCCAAGCACCAAGGCUCUCGGAAUUCCUUUUGGACACGAAGUCGUCUGGACGACUGGAGACCACGGAGCGUCCAGGAGUACGUCUAUUACUAUUCAGUUGCUGACCGAGAUUAUGUGAAAGGCCAUGAUUCGGAUAGUGCUGCCUCCCCUAGGAACGUAUUUGCUGGAAAAUACUCGUCUGGACCUAAGGAUCCAUUUGUUAGCUCAUCCAAAAAUGCUGAUGUACCACAAAACGGAACCUUCAAAAGCAGUAGCCAUGGAAAUCUGCGCACUGAAUUUUCUGCACAGGAUUGGCAAGGUGCUUUUCAGCAGGGAUUUAGUUUCUUUGCCCCAAGCCCGGCAGAGAAAGAUACGAGCCGACCUUCGUCUAACCGUGGGCGAACUGCAGCCAGGAACCCUGCCUGGGCAGGCCAGUCGGCGGACUCAUCUAGCCAAGGUUCUCCACGCCCUGCAUCGACUUCUCAACAGCCUACUCCUUUCACCGACAUGAAAUUCUCGGCAGAUGACUGGGUCGAACGGUUUAAGAAUCUCUCGUGGGCUGUACCCAACACCGAUGGAGCCAAACCGAAAGCGAACCCUCAGCCUUCAAGUUCAAGAAGCCCUAAGAAACAGACGAGACACACCAAGUCGCGCUCGGUUCCGCAGUCAGCCAGCGUCUCAACGGAGGCUGAUGAAGCAAAAGCCACCGUCGAUGGUGAUAGUGGGCGUGAUUCGAGUAAGGGUGCUGAUGGAGAUGUGGAGGCUAUGGAUGUCGAUGAUGAACGCCCUGCCAAGAACCUUUCUCCAAACUCAAGACCAAAGAAGACUCCAGGAAAGAGAAGACAAUCUAAAUCUAGACCGUCAUCAAGCGAAGAUAGCAAGGGAAAGAGUCCCAAGUCGAAGUCGAAGCCGAAGAGUCACUUGUUCAGCAUGAAGAACCUCGAAAAGACAGUGCCGUUUACAAACACGAAUAGUGGUGGUAUCGAUGAUCUGCAGGAUAUCGAAGCGACGCUUCCGUCCGAAUCGCGGGCUAAGAAUCCAACUACGACGAUUCGAGAUAUUCGUCCCCGAGAGCUGAACUGUCCGAACCCACCUCGACGACCUCGACGGCCGACAUUGAUUCCCGUCAGCGCAGGGUCCCAGCAAUUGGCCCUACCCCGGAAUGCAUGGGACCGGUACGUGGCUGAAAUGAACACGUACAUGCGGGAGUGGAAUGACUUUAAUCGACGAUUUCUGCGCCAUUUCAGUGCACGACAGGACGCCAUUGAGACCGGGUUGGCUCCGAACUGGAUCAACUCCGUGGGAGACUCGGCCCGGAUCAAGAUCGACGGACAAGAUGAUCUAGAUGAUGGCAACACGAAAGGUGAUGGCGAUGAGAGUGACGAGGAGCUCGUGUCUGGCAGUGCCAAGGGAGGCUACAGUGCGUAUCUACGCGGAUUGGAAGAAGAUGUUAAAGUACGGAAGCAUUGGGAGGUAGCAUGCGAACUGCACCAGGAGUGCAUUGUGGAACUGGGACAGAUGCGGGAAUGGAUUCUCAAUGGAGGGAAAGUUGUGUAA